AUGUCUAGGAUGAACCAACAGACUGUCUGGGAUGACUUUCCUACUCCUCAACUGCCAACCAUCGAAGGCCUGAGCCAGCCUAUGGACCCUUGGCUGUCAUCUGGCCCUUUACUUCCACAACCGCAACUGAGUUAUUCUCAUGUUACCCAAGGAAUAUCUCUUCAGAGCCCAUCAAAUGCGGCGCAGGCGCAUAGCUCAAGAUUAAAUGCCAACAACACUGUAGGCGAGAUGCAUGAAUCAAGGCCACAAGAGCCAAUCCCGCUACCAGAACUCUGGCGCCUAGAGCCUCGCAUCGCUCAACAACAUGGAAGUUCUUCGCAUGCCAUUGGGAGAGGAAAUGAUGAAAAUACCUCGUCAAAGCGACCCUCGCGAAAACCCAAAGCACCACCUCUUGGAGAGUCGCAGUGGGAACAGAAAAAGCCAUAUAUAGAGCAACUCUAUAUUGAAGAAGACCUUCCGCUGCCAGAAGUAAUGCGAAGGAUGUCGGAAAGUCACCAAUUCGUCGCGACAGAAAGAAUGUACAAGAACAGGUUCAAGGCUUGGCGCUGGUCCAAGAAUACUCCUGCCACAUGGAUGGCAAAGAAAGCAAGACAACGCAAGCUCGAUGGAAAGGAUACAGUAUUCUAUUGGAAUAACCAGAGAUGGACUGCGGACGAGUUGGCACAAAAGAAUGGCAAGGUUUGGCAGAAUCAGAAUACCGAUGGCGCAAUGAUCAUCUGCGGUCCCACUCCACACGACACCAAGUAUUACACACCCGGAAAUGAGAGCCCUCAGUGUGGCCGUGUCUAUCAGCAGCAGAUGCAGCUGCAGCCGCGCGGCUGGAGCGAGAGACGCAAGGAAGAGAGGUUUUAUCUGGACACGCCGCCAAUCAAUAUUGACGUCAACAAAGCAACAUUGUCCCAAUUCCAUGAUUUACUGAAAGAUGCCUCUCGUGCAGCCUCGGCCGGAAUGGUCGAUGAUGCUAAUGCAGACUUUCGUGAUGCUGUCUCAGGAUUUCGUUUCAAGCUCUCGCCAACUCACGACGAAACUCUCAGAGCCGCAUAUUCUUAUGCCUCCUUUUAUGCGAAAACCAACCAGAUGGAUAAAGCAGAUGCCGUACUUAAUUGGGUAUCUAACCAUCACGUCAAGAAGUGGGGACCAAGCCAUGAGAACACCUAUCUUCACUAUGCACGUGCAGUCGAGCUGUUUCAAGCUUGGGGCCGCCAAGAGCAUGCUGAGAUUCUUGUCUACAAGCUCUUAGAUGAUCAGCCAGAUGAAGGUGUCAGCCUUCUCGAGAUUGGACAUGAACCUUUUAUUCGAGAGCCCACCUGCUUUGAUAGAUCGUUCCCAGAGACGGACGAUCCCGAGGAGAUGAGCCAGCAACUCAGCAAGAUAGAUCUGGCAAUCAUGGCAAACAUCAGGGGUCUCAACGAUGUUCUCGCGGUUAUCAUUCGACAUUGUGAUCAAAGGCCUCAUGAUCUGAAUAUGUCGUUGCAAGCUUGUCGAGCCAAGUGUGCACUUGCAAGAUGGCACAAUAACGCUGGGGAUCAUGGGCAGGCCUUGAGUCUCCUGAAAGAUGCAAGAAGAUCCAUCACACCCUUCCUCGUUGUAGAGGAAGAACCCAUGUCACGGGCAACGGUACAAGCAGUGAAGGCACUCGCGUAUCAGUUUCUAGAGAUGAAAGACGAAUCUUCUUCCAAUACUGUGCUUGAAGACGUUGUUGACUCACUGGAUGCACGCUGCCAAACUUUUAAUUGCGAUUACAACGACAAAGCAUUUCUCCUGGACUUUGUUCUCGCUGUUGCCUUUCAUCUUCACGAGGUUGCUUCCUGGGACAAAUGCCGUUAUUGGGUCGAGCGGGGCUUAGGUCUUGCUAUAAGGUUGCAUAGCUCGAAGUCGCUAGAGGCUCGCAGAUUUCAAAAGAUAUUGGACAAAGAAGACUUUGAUAUGAGAAGUGCAAUAAGCGUUCAUGAUCUGAUGAAGUCUUCUGGUGGGUUGUUCAACAUUAGGUUAGUUUUGUAA
Molecule: messenger RNA, 2001 nt
Organism: Fusarium graminearum PH-1
Lineage: Eukaryota; Fungi; Ascomycota; Sordariomycetes; Hypocreales; Nectriaceae
Exons: 3
Coding region: 1-2001 (666 amino acids)
Molecular function (GO): protein binding
Source: RefSeq, a predicted model, not a curated record